This is a messenger RNA of Cyphomyrmex costatus, 762 nucleotides long. RefSeq lists its product as uncharacterized. The record is from RefSeq and is a predicted model, not a curated record. The annotation marks the transcript as partial. The transcript has a single exon. Lineage: Eukaryota; Metazoa; Arthropoda; Insecta; Hymenoptera; Formicidae.
AAUGUCAACAACCUCAUCUUCCCGUCCGGCAUCCGCACGAUCGAGCAGGACGCCUUCGACGGUCUCCAGCACGUCGGCCAGCUCAAGCUCAGUUACAUGGAUCUGUUCGGGCUGCAGGCCUAUACCUUCCGCGGCCUCUCGCACGUGCACUCGAUCCACAUCCAAGAGAGCGACCUCGGCGUGGUGCAGAGGAACGCGUUCACCGGCCUCGUUCACGUCGGUAAUCUCAACAUGCUCAACAACAAAAUCGACCUGAUCGAACGUUUGUACCUGAGUCGCAAGAACUACAUCAACGUCCUGCGUUUCCACGGUAAUCACGUGCUGGAGGCACCGCGCCACGCCAAGGACGUCGUACUCGAGGUGAACACAGUCACCGCGGUCGACAAUCAUUUCCCCUGUGAUUGUCAGGCGCACAAUGUCCUCGAGAGCGACUUCGCCCGCGGUAACAGCGUCGAGUUUCAACGCCGCAACUAUUGCAUCUCGCCGUUCGAGUACAACGGCAAGCCCAUGAACGUCGUCGACUUCGACCUCGUCGCGCGAUGCCACGAUAACGUGGUCCAGGACAAUCUCGGCUCAGGCGUCGUCGAGGUGUCCCGUUUCUCAGCACUGCUAUUAAUCGUCUUCCUGUUCUCGACAAACUUCUUCCGAUGAGCGUACUUGCAACUCCUCUUCCGUUUUCCUUUUUCUAUUAAUUAUCAUUCCGCAAUUUUCAUACUCAAAGCGACGAUCAUUUAUACGCACCUACGGCUUAUCGGUCGAGAG